AUGCCGAUUGUAAUGAGCAAGGCGGAGUGGGACCGUAUCCACCAUUGGAGGAAAUCGGACCGAGAGGACCCUGAAGUGGUGCGACGGCGGGAGUACAUCAAGUACCUGGAUACUGCCAGUCAUGAGAUGACCAAAUCUUGGCCCAACUCUUUAGAGAACGUCAACAAACGCAAUGAAGAAUUGCGUCAAGCACGAAUUCGGACAGCAGAGCAAGCCAACACGAGGUUCUAUCAACGCUACCUGAAGAAGAAGAAAGAAGAACAAGAGCGACUCAUGUAUUCUGCCAGAGAUGUCAUCUUUAAGAAUAAGGAUGCGCCCAAAUUAAUGCUUAGUGCGGUAAUAGAAACAGCAGUCCAAAAGGAACGAGCGGAGCAGGUGAAGUUCUUGAACGAGCGCCGCAAGGAAGCAGCAGAACGCAAGAAGAAAGAAGACGACGAGAUAAUAAGGAAGGCUAAAGAGUGGUACGAGCUCAUGGAGCUGCGGAAGAAGAGGCGGUAUGAGGCAAACAAGCAGCACCAACAGGAAAUUGUAGCUCAAGCAAAAGAAAUGGCAGAACGUAAUCGUAUGGAACAUGAGACGGAAGUCCAGCUGCAGAAGAUAGAUAACAUGAAGGCCAACGAGCAGAUGGAAAUCAUUAGAGAUUUUGAAGAACAAUUCGCAGCAGACGAGAAAGUCCGUAUCUUCAAGGAUAUACAGCAGUCCCGCGAAGAGGCGAGGGCCGCCAAGCGCGAACAAGAAGCGCGCGACAAAAUGGACGACCGCCUCAUUGAGGUGCUACUGAAGUCACGAUGCAGGAUCGAGCAGAAGCGGAAGAAGAUGGAGGCCGAUAUAAAAAAUGAGAAGCUACGCGUGCUGGAGAAGAUCAGCGAGAGACUGGAGUCAGGAGACGCGGAACGCGAGGCCAAGGAACAGGCCGCUCUCGACAAAGCCGUCGCAGAAAAGAAUGCAGUAGACAAGGCGCGGGUCGAAGCUCAGCUGAAGAAGGAGGAGCAGUUCCGUCGCGAGAAGCGCGAGAGCCGCGAGCAGUACCUGCGCGAGCAGCAGCAGCAGCUGCAUGACUUCAACACCACGCGCCAGUGGGACAUCAUGAACAGAUUCAAGAACGUGGAAUUAUACGAGGACUUCCAGGAAAAACUACGAGAAGAGAAAGCGCGCAAAAUUAAAGAGUAUAGAGAAGAGAUUCUACGACUGUGGAAAGAGCGUACGGACCGCGAGGCCGCAGAACUGGCUGAGUCGCGGCACUUCUACGGCGCGCUGGCGGAGCAGAAGCUGCGCGACGCGGACAACAAGCUGCUGACGCACGCGGCUGCCCUGCUGCAGGAGGCCAAGGACCAUGGCCGCCCCGACCGCCCGCUGCAUAGGGCUAUCGAUGCUUACUGCAAGCUGUACCGUCUGUACCCGAUGCCGGACCUGCCAGCGUCAAUGCAGGAGCACUUCAAGGGCUACAAGACAUGGGACGGCUCGCAGCCCGACCCCGACUACCGCGAGCCGCCGCCGCCGCCGCCCCCCGUGCCUGAACAACACCCCACUCUGACCAAAACAGCCAGGCAGGAUGGACUGCAGCCAGUCGAUAAGCCGGGGCCGCCGAAACCCAAGGUAGAGAAGAAAGAAGAGAACGUGGACUACAAGAGAGCGGCUCCAGCUAACGGACUGCAGAGAAGGAACUUGGAGCAAACGUUCUCACUGCCACCCAUCUCUGUGGUGCCUUGCAAGACAGAAGCCUGUCGAUGUGAGUUGAAGGGAGCCAAAUGAAACAACGCUUUUACAAAAUAUUCAGUUUUUUAUUAUCAUAAUUAUCAAUUACUUUAGAAUGUGUUUGUUUUUAGACCUCGCACACAUUUGCAAUUCAACGCGCGUUGAAAGACUGCAGUAAAUAUAAGUAACGUAAAAUAUUAAAAUAGUUCAGUAUCAAAUAAAUAGAAAUACUUGUGCAUAGUUUCGUUCGUGCGACAGUUUCGACGCGCGGGUAAGUCGCGAGUGUGUGCGGGGUCUGCUAGAGAGCGUUUAUGGCACGUGUGUGAUGCUAUUCGAGUGUGACUAGAUAAUUGGUGGUCUCAAAUUGUCAGUGAAAUGUAAUAAAGCUUGUCUCGGUUCUAAA
Helicoverpa zea (corn earworm) is the source of this 2098-nucleotide messenger RNA. Its product is annotated as trichohyalin-like. The record is from RefSeq and is a predicted model, not a curated record. Lineage: Eukaryota; Metazoa; Arthropoda; Insecta; Lepidoptera; Noctuidae. The transcript has 12 exons. The coding region runs from base 1 to 1752 and encodes 583 amino acids.